UAUAAUAUAAAAAUGCUAGGCUCAAAAAUUCCAGGAAUUCUAUCGAAAGGCAUGCAGACUUUCAAAUUCACUAAUAUAAAGAAGGGACUUUACUCUAGAAGGAACUUGAUGACUAUGAACAAAGGACUAAACAUUCAGAAGACCACACCCUCUUUUAGGUGCCUGUCCUCAGGAUUAAAUACUCAGAGAUACUUCUCGUCCUUGUUCUAUGAGAAUCAAUACAAGUUGUAUUUGGAAGAUCCAUCAAAAGUCAGUAAGGAAUGGAAGGAGUACUUCGACAACAAGCAGACAGGUGGCAGCUCUCACUCAGCUUCAAGUACUGGAGGAGCAGGCCAAGCUGCCAGUGAAUUGGAACAAGCCUUGAAACUAGCUCUUUCUUCUUCUGGAGGUGCGAAUAGCGAUCAAGCAGCUACUGAUACAACAAGAAUUUUGAACUUAUAUCGCUCCUACCAAACUGUUGGUCAUGAGAAAGCAAAAGUCGAACCGCUUGAGCUGGUCAAGAAAUAUGGUGACCAGAUGCAGAUUGGAAAGCGUAAGAGACUCAACAUCGAGAGACUUGACUACAGGUUCCAUGGAUUCACUGAUGAGCAGCUAGACCGAGAGUACUACAUUGAUUCAAGUUAUGAAAGAGGAUUCCUCUCUAUGAAGAAGAACUGGGUACUGAGAGAUUUAAUUGAUUCUUGCAAAAAGGCUUAUUGAGGACAUAUCGGAAUUGAGUACAUGCACAUCACAAACACUGAACAGCUCAACUGGAUCAGAACAAAGAUGGAAGAAGAAGUGUUUAUCAAACCAAGCGAUGAAGAGUGCAUUUCUGCAUAUGAUAGACUUGCUUGGGCAGUCCUCUUUGGAGACUUCCUUCAAUCAAAAUACAAUACCCAGAAAAGAUUCGGACUCGAAGGCUGAGAUUCAUUUAUUCCAGGAUUAAAGACUUGCAUCGACGUACUUGUCGAGAAUGGAUUAGAAUCUGUUACCCUAGGAAUGCCUCAUAGAGGAAGACUCAACGUCCUAGCAAAUGUUCUCAGAAAACCACUUGAUAUCAUUUUCCAAGAAUUCCAAGGAGAGGCUAAGGAUAAGGAUGCUGAUUGGGGUAAAUCUGGAGAUGUCAAGUAUCAUCUUGGAACAUCCUUUUCAAGAACUUAUGAAUCAGGGAGGACUGUAGAUAUCCAUUUGCUACCAAACCCAUCUCAUCUUGAACUUGUUGACCCUGUUGCUUGCGGAUAUACAAGAGCGAACCAGCAUUUUGGAGCUGACCAAGAUAGACACAGGAAUGCUGCUAUCCUUAUCCAUGGUGAUGCUGCUUUUGCAGGACAAGGUAUAGUCUAUGAGACAAUGCAGAUGGCUGAUUUGUACAACUACACUACUGGUGGAACCAUCCAUUUUAUCGUAAACAACCAAAUAGGGUUUACCACAACUCCUCUUGAUGCUAGAAGUGGUCUCUACUGUACUGAUCUCGCCAAGGCCACUAACGCACCGAUCCUCCAUGUAAGCGCUGAUAGUAUUCUAAAUGUAAUUAAAUGCGCAAAGAUAGCUGCUGAGUACAGACAGAAGUUCAAGCAGGACAUUGUCAUCGAUAUUAUUGGAUACAGGAAAUUCGGUCAUAACGAGCUUGACCAGCCAUCCUUCACUCAACCUCUCAUGUACAAAGAAAUCAACAAUAUGGUCAACGUCCUUGACAAGUAUGAAGCAAAACUCCUCGAACUCGGAAUUCUGAGUGAAGAGCUGAAGAAAGAGACUAGAGACAAAAUAUGGAAUUUCAUGGAUGAAAAUUACAAUAGAGCAAGGCAGCUUGAAGCCGAUAAAGCUGACUGGGUCAACUCUGAGUGGGACACCAUCAGAAUCCCAGACACUAAGAGCGGGUAUAAACUUACUGGAGUUGAUACUAACAAGAUAAAAUCAUUAGGCAAGAAGAUUUCAACAAUUCCAAAGGACUUUGAAGCUCACCGUAUGGUCAGAAGGAUCUUUGAAAAUAGACUCAAGAGCAUUGAGACUGGCACAGGCAUUGAUUGGGGAACUGCUGAAGCUCUGGCUUUCGCAACUCUGAUAGAUGAAGACUAUCACGUACGUAUCUCUGGACAAGAUGUUGAAAGAGGUACUUUCUCUCAUAGACAUGCAAUUGUCCAUCAUCAAACCGAUGACAAGGAAUACAUUCCGUUAGGCUUCAAAGAUGAGGGAAGGCUCAGAAGGUUCAUUCCUUCAAACUCUCAUCUGUCCGAACUAGCAGUUCUUGGGUUUGAGUAUGGCUAUUCUAUCUGUAAUCCAAACUCUUUGACUAUUUGGGAAGCCCAGUUCGGAGAUUUCUAUAAUGGAGCACAAGCUAUGGUCGACCAAUUCAUCUGCUCAGGUGAAUCCAAGUGGGAUGUAGCCAGUGGUCUUGUUAUGCUUCUCCCUCACGGAUAUGAUGGACAAGGACCAGAGCAUUCUUCUGGAAGAGUCGAAAGAUUCCUUGCUAUGUCCGAUGAUGAUCCAGAUGUGGUUGCAGAGUUCAGAGAAGACUAUUUCCAUCACACUAACAAAGCUGCUAACUGGCAGAUUGCCAACUGUACUACAGCUGCUAACUACUUCCAUGUCCUCAGAAGGCAAAUGCACAGAGAUUUCAGAAAGCCGCUCAUUGUCAUCGCUCCAAAGAAGCUUCUCAAAUUCAAAGAAGCUUGCAGCGACAUCGAAGAAUUUGGAGAUGGGAAGAGAUUCUUGAGAUCAAUCGGAGAGAGAAACAAAGCUCUCGUGAAAGACCCAUCUAAAGUCAAGAGAAUCGUCCUCUGCAGUGGGCAAGUUUACUACGAUAUUGCUAAAGAGAGAGACCUCAAGAAUGACUCUGAGACAGCUAUUAUCACCAUUGAGCAACUUUUCCCAGUUCCUUAUGACCUUUUGAAAGAGCAUCUUGAGAAUUAUCCAAAUGCCACUGACAUCGUUUGGUGCCAAGAAGAACCUAAGAAUUAUGGUGCAUACGGCUUUAUGAAGCCAAGACUCAAUUCUUUAUUCAAGAAACUAGGAGUACAAGAUAAGAUUGCCCUCAGAUAUGCUGGAAGAGAAACUAGUAGUUCUCCCGCUACAGGAUUUGCCAAAGUCCAUGCUGAGCAGCAGCAAAACCUAGUCCAAGAAGCACUGAGAUAGAUAUAUUCAAUUUAUUCAAUAAAUUUGGCAUAA
This is a messenger RNA of Moneuplotes crassus, 3144 nucleotides long. The record is from the annotation of a GenBank genome assembly. Lineage: Eukaryota; Ciliophora; Spirotrichea; Euplotida; Euplotidae.